Molecule: messenger RNA, 1566 nt
Organism: Diabrotica virgifera virgifera (western corn rootworm)
Lineage: Eukaryota; Metazoa; Arthropoda; Insecta; Coleoptera; Chrysomelidae
Product: T-box transcription factor TBX6-like
Exons: 4
Coding region: 1-1566 (521 amino acids)
Biological process (GO): positive regulation of DNA-templated transcription; regulation of transcription by RNA polymerase II; cell fate specification
Cellular component (GO): nucleus
Molecular function (GO): DNA-binding transcription factor activity, RNA polymerase II-specific; RNA polymerase II cis-regulatory region sequence-specific DNA binding
Source: RefSeq, a predicted model, not a curated record
AUGGAUUUUGGUCCGGCAUUGCAGUGUCAAGUGGUGUUGAAGAACCAAGAUUUGUGGAAGAAAUUCCAUGUCCAUGAGACGGAGAUGAUCAUUUCUAAGACUGGAAGUCGGAUGUUUCCUUCUCUCCAAUUGGAAAUCAAGGGUCUGUCUCCAAACAACAUAUACAGAGUAGUGCUCGAGAUGGAACCAGUUUGCAGAAACCGCUUCAAGUACUCAGCAUCAGGUGGUUGGUUACCGUCUGGAUCAGAAGAGGCAAUUAGCACAGAGCGAUUCUACAUUCACCCGGAUUCCCCUGCCCGAGGCGAAUUUUGGAUGGGACAAACACUUUCCUUCGACAGAGUGAAGCUGACCAACACUUUCGCUCCUCUACUUGGACAAGUGGUAUUAUCUUCGAUGCAUAAGUACCAGCCCAAGAUAAUCAUAACCCAGCUCAAUGAUGUAUGUGAGAUGAGUUGGGCACCUAAAGCUAUUCUUCGAUUUUCUGAAACUCAGUUUAUUGCUGUAACCGCUUAUCAAAACGAGAAGAUCACCCAACUAAAGAUCAAAUAUAAUCCCUUCGCUAAAGGAUUUAGAGAAAAUGGCCAGGCCAAAUAUAAGAGAAAGCAAGCUAGAGCAGCAAAGAUUGUAAAUGUAAGCGAUGACGAGGAAGAAAUCGUAGUCGUCGAUAGUACAGUUGCUUCUACUACAAAUGAUAGACUCUCAGAAUCAUCCGAAUCAUCUACUUCUACCAUUUCUUGUUCAACAGAAUCACAACCACGUGUGGAAACAUCUGCUAACCAAGAUGACAGUGCUUGUGAUAUACUAUCUCGUCCAGUUGCUACAUCAACGCCAUACCCAGUUGUGACACCAUUUGUAUACAGACCUGUUGUACAUCCACGCCCAAUGUACCGCUAUAAAUUUACCGAGGAAGAAGAAGAAAUCGUAGUCGUCGAUAGUACAGUUGCUUCUACUACAAACGACAGACUCUCAGAAUCAUCCCAAUCAUCCACUUCUACCGUUUCUUGUUUAACAGAAUCACAACCACGUGUGGAAACAUGUACUGACCAAGAUGACAGUGCUUGUGAUAUACUAGCUCGUCCAGUUGCUACAUCAACGCCAUACCCAGUUGUGGCACCAUUUGUAUACAGACCUGUUGUAGAUCCACGGAUCCAGGUUCCACUAAAUAUUAUAUCUCCAUCGACAUCAGCGUCAUAUCCUUCACCGACGUACCCUGAUCCAAUUCAACCUGAAGCAACGUAUUUUGAGUCAAGCCUCGCAGAGUCAUCAAGUCAACUUACACCAAGUGAAUAUGGAUCAUCAAGUCGAUAUAAUGUAAGUCAAUCAGAUGAAGAAAGUCAGCUUGACUUAAGUAAUCAAUCCAUGGAAGUUGAAGUAAGUCAUUCUGAACGAGCGAGAACACCUGAACUACGUCCUUUUGGAGUGAGUCAACUUGAAGCAAGUCAUUCUGCAACGUGGCAACCUGCACCAAGUCAUUAUAGAGUGAGACAACUUGAAGAAAAUAAUGCUGCAGUGAGGCAACCUCAGAGAAAGCUAACGGACUUUUCGAUACGCGCCGUUACUGGUUGA